GUCGAGACGAAAAUACAUUUUUCGCAGGAAAAUCCCUUUAUUUUGUAGAAUUUUUCUCUUGUUGAGCCAUAAAAUGAACAUUCGACAGCAGUAGAUAGGAAAAAUAAUCGAAAAUCGUUCAAAAUUCACGGCAAUUGACGAUUUUCUCGUAAAAUAAUGUUUCGUAGUCGCAGCUGGUUUGGCUGGAACAAGCCAAAAUCCAAGUUGUCCUUGGAUCAUUUGAAGUAUUUGCACUCUGUUCUCGAAAAGAAUCAACUUGUCUCGGAGACAAAUAAGAGUUUGCUCGUCGAAUCUCUGCGUAGUAUAGCUGAAAUUCUCAUCUGGGGAGAUCAAAAUGACUCGAGUGUCUUUGAUUUCUUCUUGGAAAAAAAUAUGCUGUGUUAUUUCCUGAAUAUCAUGCGACAAAAGAGCUUUGUGUGCGUGCAACUCCUUCAAACAUUGAAUAUUUUGUUUGAAAAUAUUCGGAAUGAGACGUCGUUGUAUUAUCUACUCAGCAACAAUCAUGUCAACUCAAUUAUCGUACACAAAUUCGAUUUUAGUGACGAAGAUGUCAUGGGAUAUUACAUUUUGUUCCUCAAAACGUUGAGUUUGAAGCUCAACACGCACACCAUUCACUUUUUCUACAACGAAUUGACGAAUGACUUCCCGCUGUACACGGAAGCGAUCAAAUUUUUCAAUCAUCCGGAGGGCAUGGUGCGAAUUGCGGUGCGGAACAUCUCACUAAACGUCUAUCGCGUGCAUAACGAGUCAAUGUUGCAAUUCAUACGUGAUCGUACGGCAGCUCCGUACUUCAGUAAUCUCGUUUGGUUCAUCGGAAAGCACAUUAUUGAAUUAGAUUCGUGCGUAAAAAAUGACCAGGAUCACCAAUCGCAGGAUAAACUAACGAAUUUGAUUGCCGAACAUCUGGAUCACUUGCAUUACUUGCACGACAUUCUCUCACUCAACAUUUCCGACUUGAAUGCCGUCCUCACGGAACAUUUGCUGAACAAACUUUUUGUUCCGUUGUACAUUUUCUCGCUGACGCCGGCGCCUCCGAUCUCCAUGGCACUCGUAACGAAGAAUUUGGCGGAAGUUUUGAACAAACACGUUGAAAUUGACGUGCAAGAGCUGGAUAAUCCUCGAGUGAGUCCCGUUGUGGGUCUUUUUGCGCUUUCUUUGGUCUUUUUGGUCAUGCAACAUCCGCCGCUUGUUCAUGCCCUCGCUUGGGUAAUCUUGAAUGGGGAUCACAGCAUCUUCAAAGAAGGCACGAAUUCGUUACUUUCCUCAUAUUCGGUUGAAAAACGCGAUGGAGUACCUUUGGGAUUCGGAAGACCGCAAGAAUUGGAAGAAGCAUUGGAAUCUACGAUCGCCUCGUCGUCAAGAACGAGCAGCAGAGACGAAUUAGAGAGUAUCGCAAUCGAUCAAGCAGCUGUCGAGGGUCUGGAAAAGUGCAAUAUUACAGAUGAGGAGAAGGAAAAGUUAAUACGAAGGUCUUUGGGAUCCGAUGAAACAUCAAGACCUUUCUUGGAUAUGGUCCUAAAUUCGUUGGAUUGCUCAGAAAAUGAUUAUUUGCCACUUUUAUCGCUUUGUCUCAUACAUGCUCUUGCCAAUAAUCGAGGCAUUGAUGCAGAUUGGUUAGAAGCAACAUUAAAUCAAACUGUAGCCAAUUCCACGAACAAAUAUCACACAGUUCUUGUCGAAAAGUUGAUGCAAAUCAUCCAUUUGAGUAGUCAACCUUCGUGUCGCAUUCGUCUCGUCACCGUCGAACUCACAAUCAAAGUCCUGAUGCAGCGAAUUUGUUCGGGGAAGCGAAAUGCGCUCAUCAAUGAUGCCCAUCGACAGUUGCUUGUCUCCGCACGAGAUCAGAGCAUGACUGUGUUGCGAAAUUUCUACAAAUCCGAAGACAUUUUCUUGGAUUUGUUCGAAGACGAGUACAAUGAGAUGCAAAAAUCGCAGUUAAAUGUCGAGUUUUUGUGUCAAGAAGCAGCUAUUUUACUGCCGCCCAUCGGAACGCCGCUCACAAGUAUCGGAUUCACUCUCCGCUUACCGUGUGGGCAAGUAGAGAAGGCACGACGUGCAAUUCGUGUCUUUUUCCUCAUACGUCGGCUGUAUCAACAAUUUUUCGGGGAAACGGAAACUUUACUGCCUCUCACAAAUUUGAGUAAUUGCGUCAAAGUCGAACAAACGCUCGACUUGAACAACAGUGAUUUAAUCGCGUGCACAGUUUUAAUGAAAGACGGCACGAAAUAUCGCAGAUUUUUGGUUAUUGAUGUACUGCAGUUGAUUCUCAUUGAGCCAGAUCCCAAAAGACUUGGAUGGGGAGUUGCGAAAUUAGUUGGAUUUUUACAGGAUGUCGAAGUUGUGGGAGAUAAGGAUGAUUCGAGAUGCUUACAUUUGACGGUUCAUCGAGGAGGAGCAUUCACAAAUGCAAAUCGGGCGCCCAUUUUGUCAGCAAAAUUCAUCUUUGACGAUCACAUUCGUUGUAUGGCGGCGAAACAGAGACUUACGAAAGGUAGGACAAAGGCUCGUCAGAAAAAAAUGUAUCAAAUUGCUCAAUUGUUAGCGAUACCGGGACAAAUUACGUCGGAGUCGCCAGUUACGUAUGCCACACAUGCGAUGCGAAGUCGCGAAGGAUCUGCACGGAGUGGGUCUUCGUCGAGAGAUCAUCGGCCGAUUUUUAAUACGUCGAAUAGGAUUCCGGGAGUUGCUGCUGCGUUACGGAGGGAAAGCAUGCCGGGUGUUAGUCGAGUGCAAAUUACGCCGGGAAGAGGAGAUGGGGAAUCUCCGUCUUCUUCAUCACGUCAUCGCAGCUCCUCGAAUGCGCGUGCCUCAGCACAAACAUCCCGCGAAGUCAGUCGAUCUCGAAAUAGUCCACGUUCACGCGAAGGCAGUCCCCGCAUGAUGAUGCGUCCCCGUUCAGAAGAAAUUCCAUUAGAAGAUUUUAAGCGUUCCCAAAAUUCGAGUCCCGUUCCCGCUCUCAGUAGUCAUAAUUCCAGUCGCCCGAAUACUCCGGAUCGUCGAGACAUGUCUUUCGGCAAUGGCGCCAUACGAAAAUUGGAAGACGUAACGCCAAUCGUGACAACGCCCUCGGAAGAAACGUCGUUCAUGAGUCAACAAAGAACACCCGAACCAAAAAAGCCAAAAGGGACAAUUGAAACAGUUUAA
Molecule: messenger RNA, 3144 nt
Organism: Culicoides brevitarsis
Lineage: Eukaryota; Metazoa; Arthropoda; Insecta; Diptera; Ceratopogonidae
Gene: ema
Product: protein CLEC16A homolog
Exons: 6
Coding region: 157-3144 (995 amino acids)
Biological process (GO): endosome to lysosome transport; endosomal transport; regulation of autophagosome maturation
Cellular component (GO): late endosome; endolysosome membrane
Source: RefSeq, a predicted model, not a curated record